Messenger RNA from Perkinsus marinus ATCC 50983, 684 nucleotides. RefSeq lists its product as hypothetical. The record is from RefSeq and is a predicted model, not a curated record. NCBI's taxonomy places the organism in Eukaryota, Perkinsozoa, Perkinsida, Perkinsidae. Bases 1 to 684 code for a protein of 227 amino acids. The transcript has 6 exons.
AUGUCCCUUACUGCGGGAAGUGAACAUAACGCUGGGCGAACAGAAGUUCUCUAUCCCACGGAGCUCACCUACGCUCCGGACGGGAAGCACGUUUUAGUGACAACAGUGUCGGGCGGAGCGGAGAUGGAGCUCACAGCAGUCGAUACCUUUACAGGAAGGCCCACGGUAACGGCUUUUGUAUGUAACGUGAAACAGCCUCCUGGAAUGCACUCUAGAGAUCGCGAUAGCAAUCUCUACAUGCCGCCCGACAAUCUCGGCCACGCCCUCGCUAGUUCUGCCCGACACAUACCAUCAGAGCGGUGUCAAGUGUUCGUGCCAACGCUCAAGCCCAGCUACAGUCCCUGCGGAAAGUAUGUUGUUUUCGGCGAGCCCUUCAUGAAGCGGUUUCGACCAGGCGAGAAGAAUGAGGUUCGGUUUCUUGACAUGACCAAGGGUGAGAACUCUACCGUACUUGAGCGGGUCCUAUUAGGCCAAGCAGCGCCCCCAAUUGCCGCCUUCUCUCCCAGGUCGCGUAUGGUUGUCACUGCUAGCGCUGCUAUGGGUUGGUGGGCAGUGAAACCCCUCUCUGAGAGGACCCCAUCAGAGGAAGCUCCCAGGAAUGGAGAGGCCCGUCCUAGCCCUGAGUCCGUAGAUGUAGAAAUGACAGAGAUACGAAAUAGUGCUGAUAACAUUGGUAUACAGUGA